AUGGCAUUCCCUUUCAUGCGAGCGUUUAUCGCCCUUUUUCUGUACCGCUAUUUUCGUCUGGUUCUGAACCUUAUCUCCUUCUGGUCCUUCAAGCCCAUCCCGAAGCCAGAGAACCCCAAACUCACCGCGCAAGAUGUAACGGUUAUCGUCCCUACUCUGGAAGGCUGCGGCGAUGAAUUGGUCGAGACAAUCCGGAGUAUCCUUGACAAUCAUCCGUUUGAGCUUUUGUUGGUCACCAUCGAGGCGAAUAGAAAGAAGGCCGAGAACAUGCUGAGCCUGAUGCCGGCUUCGAAAUCGAGAAUCCGUCUCUUCACCGUCACCCACCCGAACAAGCGGCGUCAGAUGACGAAAGCCAUCCCAGAGGUUCGAACGGCCAUCACUAUCUUUGCCGACGACGAUGUGAGCUGGCCACGCACUCUAAUGCCUUGGAUUUUGGCGCCAUUCGAGAAGGAUGAGCGGUACGGAGGUGUUGUCACCUGCCAGCGCCUGCGCCGCGCCGUCGCGCCUACGUUUACUCAGCGUAUCUGGGGAUUUCUAGGGGCCCUGUACCUGGAGCGAAGAAAUUUUGAUUGCGCAGCGACGACACACAUUGAUGGCGGUCUGCCUUGUAUGUCAGGACGUACCGUCGCAUACAAGACCAAUAUCCUUCAAGACGAAGAUUUCACUUAUGCCUUUACCAACGAGGAGUGGUGGUUCGGUAAAUACCAGCUAAAUGCUGACGAUGACAAUUUCAUUACCCGCUGGAUGGUGUCGCAUGGCUGGGAAACUUUCAUGCAGUACCACCCUGAAGCCGAGGUCUUGACCACUCUGGAAGACAACCAGAAAUUUCUCAAACAGUGUGCACGGUGGUCGCGGAGCAAUUGGAGAAGCAACCUUACCAGCAUGUUCCACGAAAAACACAUUUGGUAUCGUCAACCCUGGAGCGCAUAUGCCGUCCACCUGACAACCUUGGCGCCUCCGGCCCUCUUGGGCGAUUUGCUGCUGCUACUGCUAUGCCACAAAGCGACAGCACCAUGGGAUGAGCCUUCCCACACGCUUGCAAUGCAAGCACUUGGUGCUUGGAUGUUGAUCAGCAAAUUCAUCAAGCUCAUUGGCCAUUACAUCCGCUUUCCGGUCGACUUCUUACUCCUACCCGUGUCGAUACUUUUUGGUUAUUUCCACGGGGGGAUCAAGAUGUACGCGGUAUUAACACUCAAUGUGACCACCUGGGGUACAAGGGAUGGCGCCGACGAUUAUGACGCCGAACGCAUGAAGAAGCGGACGGAUACUGAUCGUAUGAAGCAACCAUACCACCCUAAAUUUAUCACGCAAUAG
This is a messenger RNA of Aspergillus campestris IBT 28561, 1314 nucleotides long. Its product is annotated as glycosyltransferase family 2 protein. The coding region runs from base 1 to 1314 and encodes 437 amino acids. NCBI's taxonomy places the organism in Eukaryota, Fungi, Ascomycota, Eurotiomycetes, Eurotiales, Aspergillaceae. The transcript has 4 exons. The record is from RefSeq and is a predicted model, not a curated record.